Molecule: messenger RNA, 297 nt
Organism: Lactuca virosa
Lineage: Eukaryota; Viridiplantae; Streptophyta; Magnoliopsida; Asterales; Asteraceae
Source: the annotation of a GenBank genome assembly
AUGGGCAUCAUUCGAUUUCCUUCUUUGACAACCAAAACCAAACAUUUCAGCAAAUUACAUGCACUUUGCAACCGAAGUAAGUUGGAUGUACCAAAAGGUUACUUGGCUAUCUAUGUUGGAGAAACUCAAAAAACUCGAUUUGUUGUUCCAUUAUCUUUUCUGGAGCAUCCUCUAUUUCAAGAUUUGCUUCGACAGUCAGAAGAGGAGUUUGGGUUUGAACAUCCUAUGGGAGGUCUAACUAUUCGUUGCCAAGAAGAUUCCUUCACUGAUCUUAUCUCUAGAUUACCUAUUUCAUGA